This is a messenger RNA of Setaria italica (foxtail millet), 1084 nucleotides long. RefSeq lists its product as uncharacterized. The transcript has a single exon. NCBI's taxonomy places the organism in Eukaryota, Viridiplantae, Streptophyta, Magnoliopsida, Poales, Poaceae. Bases 158 to 784 code for a protein of 208 amino acids. The record is from RefSeq and is a predicted model, not a curated record.
UCCUUGACCCAACGACCCGAGCCCUUUGCGUUGCGUGCGUCUAAAAAUAGCGCCCACAACGUACGCCCGGAUCGCGGCGGCAGGGGGCGGGCGCAUCGAGUAAUUUAUCAAGGCGGGCGCGCGGCGCGGGGGCAGAUCUCGCCGGCCGGGGCCAGCCAUGGGUGCUGCCGGCGCGAUCCGGCGGGCGGCGGCGUCGGCGGCCGACCGGGCGUGCGCGGGGGCGCGGGGCUUCCGCCGCGCGCUGGCCCGGUUCGCACCGCGGCCCUCGGCGUUCGUGCCCGCCGCCGACGCGGAGGCCACCGCGGUGCGCGCCGUGCGCAACUUCCGCACCUUCCGCUUCCACUACGCCUUCCUGCAGUGGGCGCUCCUGCUCGCCUCCCUCGUGCCGCGCCACCGGGCCUCGGUCGUCUUCCUCAUGGCGGCCUCCAAGGGCCUCCUCGUCUACGGGGGGCUCCUCAAGGCGUUCCCCAACUCGGCGCUGCUCCGGAGGCUCCUCGACAGCCGCCUCGUCGCCGCGGUCUUCGUCGCGCUCGUCCUCGCCGACAUCGUCGCCGCGGGCGCCGUCGCCAACCUCCUCGCCGCGCUCGCAGCGGGCGUCCCGAUCAUCGUCCUCCACGCGUCCUUCCGCGUCCGCGACGACCUCGAGGGGGCCUCCCCCGAAGCCGCGGCGGAGAACGGCAAGGAGGACGAGGCGUCGGCGGUCGUGGAGAAGAAGGAGGACGGCGACGUCGAGGCGGGGCCCACGCGGCGGUCCAUGGCGGCGGCACCAAGAUCGCCCAAAUGAGGAAUUACUAGUAACUAGUAAAAACCAUACAUUUUCAUAGAUUAAUUACGGCUCCCGUUGUCUUGGAAUAUAGGAACAAAUUCGUGGUCAAACCUGCCUUCCUGCAUGCUUCUUGAUUCAUACUGUGAGAGGAGCCUAGGAAUUUUUGGGGGAAAUUCAAUUAUUAGAAUGUAGUGGUAACUGUGACAGUGAAUGUGGAGGUUUAAGGAGACUUAUUCAUAUUCCUUAAGUACUGACAUGUCUUUGAUCAGACACACAUUUACAAGAAAUGGCUUACAGAAUGCCGAAUGCUUCAAGUUA